Messenger RNA from Sclerotinia borealis F-4128, 939 nucleotides. The record is from the annotation of a GenBank genome assembly. Lineage: Eukaryota; Fungi; Ascomycota; Leotiomycetes; Helotiales; Sclerotiniaceae.
AUGUCUAAACGCAAGCUUUCCGUCAACACCGACAACGUAUGGUCUGUGGUAGGAGAGAAACUUGAGAAUCUAAGUCAUAAAAAACCCAAAUCCGAUGUUGGAUCCUCUCCCAACUCAAAAUCCACCACUGUCUCUACCCCAGUGUCCAACCAAAUGGAAAGCGUUGAGUUCUCCUCGACAAUCAAAAUGACGGAAGAUAAACCUUUCGUCGACCUCACCAUUCCGACAAGUCCUGCUUCCUCCUCCAAUCUCAGUUCUGCUCCUACCGAUAUUAUCAACAUCGAUAAUCAAAUCACCGCGGAAGACACGAUGGAUGUAAAUGAGCCCAACACCAUCUCUACUCCUGACCCUGAAAAAACUGAUAAGAUACUCUGUACCAUCAAAUUCAACGAUCUAUACUAUCUGGACUUCCAAACGCCCUUCACCCAACCUGAUCUAUUCUUUGAUCUCACCCAAGAUCCUUCUUUGUGGGUUGCAUUUUUCGAGCGAAGCAUCCACACUCGGCACACGGCAGACCCUUCUCAGUACAUUCAAUAUUGUCUCUCAGCAAUGCGCAUGAGAAGCGGAAAUUGCCGAGACUUGCUUGCGGUUUUCGUUUUUGCCUUCAUAUUCGAAGACGAUAAAGAUUCCUAUGGCUUUUGGACAACACUGUAUCGUCUUUUAUAUUGGAUGAUGGAUUUCGAAAAUGCAUCCGGGCAGAAGAUUGUGUAUUUGGGUAGAAUUGUAAUGCCAGGUGGGCUAUUGAGAGGAUGCUGGAAUAAGGUGUUGCAGCGAUAUCUUCAAGAUGAAGAUUAUCUGGGCCCGAUCAUGUACUUCACUGUCACCGAGGAGAGUGGUUUUCGUUGGAUCAAACCAGAAGCCGGAGAAAAUUUGACGAAAGAGUGCUCUUUUGAGGAUAAUUGGGUGAUUGAGCUACCAAGGAACGAAUAUGCUGCAUGA